ACCCUCGAAGUCCCGCAGUUGUUAUUGGGGGUUGGCGUAAGUAAGGCAGUGCGAGUGUGCCGGGGGACUGACUGGACUCGUUUCUCGUUAUACCUUUUGUAGUGGUGCCCUUCAAUCCGCCAAGAUUCGGGUCAAGAACAGAGACCCCAUCCCUGUGUACCACCAGAUGGAGCACCAGGAGAUGGAGGAGGGGGACGGGCGCAUGUGCAUCAAGAGUGAGGGCGUCACGAGCAUGGAGGAGGACAACAACGGCAUGGGGCUGGGCGUGGGGGUGGGCGUGGGCGUGGGGCUGGGCGGGGGCGGCAGGGACAGCCCUCUCAGGCCCGACAUGAGCAUGGUGGAGGGCGAAGACAUCCUGGCCAAGCUGAAGGAACAGGUCUCCUCCGCCACGACCACCCUCCUGCCUCCCUCCGCCGCCCUCACCCUCCCCCCGCCCUCCUCGCACUCCCCCUCCCUCCACAACAACAACAACAACAACAUCAGUCUCAACAACAACACGCCCAAUGGAACGAGUAAUGGUAGCAACACGAAUGGGAGCAACAACAACAACAAUAACAACAACAGCGUUCACAGUAUAUACGAUCGGCUGCAAAGUCUCCUGCAAGCUAAGAAAAAGUCUGAGGAGGAGGGCAUGGAGGGCGAGGAGGACUCGCGCGACCUGGUGCUGCGGGCCGAGGCGCUGCACCGCCAGCGGGAGUCGCUCUUGUCGUCGCCUCAGGCGCUGAUGAACGCCAUGCGGGGCGGCGCGCCGCCCUCGCUGGUGCCGUCCGCCGCCCACCCCCACCUGCCCUUCAUCCCCAGCACGGUGGGGCUGCCGCCCACCUCGCAGAUGCCACCCACGCCGGGCUCGGCGGGCUCCCGCGACUCCUCGGGCAACGGCGCCCGCACGCCCUCGCACACGCCCGAGCCCCACCAGAGUCAGCAGUCCUGGAGCUUCGAGGAGCAGUUCAAACAGGUACGGGAACCCGCGAAGCACUCGUCCUUUGAAGAAGACAAACGCAAGUUGUACGAGCUGGACGACGACGUGAAGAGGAAGGACUUUCUGGACGAGCUCUUCUCCUUCAUGCAGAAGCGAGGCACGCCCAUCAACCGCCUCCCCAUCAUGGCCAAGCAGGUGCUGGACCUGUACGAGCUCUACAACCUGGUGGUGGCGCGCGGCGGACUCGUGGACGUGAUCAACAAGAAGCUGUGGCAGGAGAUUAUCAAGGGCCUCAAGCUGCCCUCCUCCAUCACCUCCGCGGCCUUCACGCUCAGGACGCAAUACACUAAAUACCUGUACCCGUACGAGUGUGAGAAGACGAAGCUGUCCAGCCCGGCGGAGCUGCAGGCGGCCAUCGACAACAACAGGCGGGAGGGGCGCCGCUCCUCCUACGGCAGCUAUGUGGACAGCGUGCAGCCGCCCCUCCUCAGCCUCCAGUCCCUGCAGAGCCUCCACAGCCCCCUCGCCCUCGCCACCUCGCACUUCAACGGCGGAGGCAACACCUACCCGCUGCCCCAACCCGACGGUCUGCUAGGCCGCGGCGGGUCGCCCCCGGGGUCGCAGGAGGCGCUGCUGGAGGCAACGCGCCUCACCAUGUGGAAGCUCUACAACCAGGGGCUCGGCGGAGUCGGCGGCGGCUUCCCGCACGAGGACGAGGCCGUUAAGCUGCCACCGCCGCCGCCACACCACCCGCUGGCCGGCGGAGGCGGCAUGCCCUUCCCGCCGCAGAAGGAGGCGCUCAACCUCGAGGUCAAGGACGAGGACAUGCCGCCGCUCCUGGACAACCGUGGGUACCAGCCUUUCUGCCUGCAACGGGCGGGGCGCCUCAAGGACCCUGCCGACCACCACCGCAUCGACCUCCGCAACGACCUACGCAACGACCUACGCAACGACUUCAGAAGCGAGCUGCGUAACGACAUGCGUAGCCGCCUAGAGGAGGCCUCCAUGGCGCCCUCAGCCAAGCGCCCCGCCCAGCAGCAACAGGACGAGCCCAACGACCACCGUCUCCCGCCGCCCACCACGCCCACGCCGCCCACGCCGCCCGGCUACCCUGGCGCCAACAUCAAGAUUACGUCCAGAGGCGGGCGGGGUCAGGACCAGAGCAUGGUGGUCAGUAUGGAGGUCAACGGCAUCAUGUACCAGGGCGUGCUGUUCGCUCAGGCUCCCCGGGCACGCUUCAGCUAAAGACGCUCUGCUCUGUACGCCCGAACCCGGAGGCGGCGCUGACGGGGCAGGACCCAGGGCAAGGGGGAGGUGUAGGCCCUUCACCGCUCCAACAGCCCUUCAGCCGUUCGCCACGUCCUCUCACCUCUUCACCCCUUCCUGGAGACGAUGGGGCUGGGGAGGACAUAGGGAGGAAAAAGGAAGAAUGGAGUUCAUCUUCAGCCCCAUCAGUCCUUCAGCCCAUCAGCCCUUCGCUUCGUUCUCUCACCUCUUUGCCCUUCCUUGAGAUGAUGGGAGCUGGGAAGGACAGAGGGUGAAGAAGGGAGGAAUGGAGUUGAUCUUCAGCCCCAUAAGUCCCUCAGCCUCUCAGCCCUUCAGCCUUUGUCCUCGUCAUCUCCACUCACCCUUUCCUGAAUAUUGUGAGUCUGAAGAGGCUCAAAAGUGAGGAAGGGCUAUACCGAGUGAUGGUCUUCAGCCCCAUCAGCCCCUUCAGUCCCUUAAGCCCUUCAGCCUCUAUCUGCCCUUCCUGGAGAUCACUGGGCUGGCAAGGAACGAUGGUGUUUCAGCCCCUUAUAGCCCCUUUAGCCCUCCAACAGCCAGCACAGACAGUUGAUUCUUAGGUUGAAAAGGGGCUUGAUGAGGACUGGUCUUUGGGGCUUAGCGGAGGACUGGGUGAGGUCUUGGGGCUGAGUGUGGGACUGACCGAGGUCUUGGAGGGUCUGGGGACUACACGUGUGGGUGCCAAAAUUGGUGGGCACUGGCGCUGGGUACUAUCUUGUGGAAUAACGAUAGACUAGUAGUGCCAACUCUCUCUCUCUCUCUCUCUCUCUCUCUCUCUCUCUCUCUCUCUCUCUCUCUCUC
Eriocheir sinensis (Chinese mitten crab) is the source of this 3004-nucleotide messenger RNA. Its product is annotated as AT-rich interactive domain-containing protein 3B-like. The coding region runs from base 167 to 2164 and encodes 665 amino acids. Gene Ontology annotation, biological process: regulation of transcription by RNA polymerase II. Gene Ontology annotation, cellular component: nucleus. The record is from RefSeq and is a predicted model, not a curated record. The transcript is spliced from 10 exons. Lineage: Eukaryota; Metazoa; Arthropoda; Malacostraca; Decapoda; Varunidae. Gene Ontology annotation, molecular function: DNA binding.